CAUAAGUCAUCUGCCCCACCACGCAUUCGGUACCUACUUCUUUAACGCUCCUCAUUACGCAUUUUCGUUUCUUUAUCAACAAUCCAAAUUAAUUCAAUGCUAAUACAAAUUUAGCGAUACUUGAUAAUUGGUAAUUGGACAAAAAAAAACUGGUAGUGGGCUUCUUCCGUUCAAUGUAUUGCAUGCAUGUGCACAUGUAACGCCAUACGCGACUUCACGUGUCUUGGCUAUCUGCAGAUGCCAUUAAGAUAGCCGCGAUGCGACUUCGAAAAUCAAACCAGGGGAAGCGCUUCAACGAUGCCCUGGCUUUCGAUCUUUCCGAUGGAGAACAAGCCGAUUUGACACAGCAAGCCCGUCAUCUGUCUGACAACGAAUUUGUAGUGGACGCACAACAGUCUCUGGAUGGCAGAAAUAAGCAGGACAUUGACGCUCAAGAUUCAUCCGACUUUGAAUCACUAGAUGGCAAGCAAUCCGAAGCGAGGCGCAAGAAAAACAAGCGCUCCUGGGCACCAAAUCCAGCCAAACCACUUGGCGAAGUACAGCCCUACCCAACAGACCCUGCACAGAAAUGGACAAGAACUUACGUUGGCCCAGUCAAACGAUGGACGCGACUUGAAUUCCUGGUCGAUUACUGGUUUGGUGAUGUGGAAGACCGAAGAGAGAUCUUCAACGACUUUAUUCAACUUUGGUAUAACUACCAGCUCUUGCCCCCUAAACUUCCUCAAGGAUCCCAUCAACUAGAUGUAGCUCGGAACGGCUGGAUGCCCGGCAAUUUCACCCAAUACACGGAAGAAAAGUACCGUAACUGGUAUGAGAGAUAUCUAGCCACACGGACUAUCUCUCAAACCUCAACACCGAUAGAUAAAGAAAAGGCGUUCCGCUGGUUUUUUCCACGAGACGAGGGUAAAAUACACGUGCUACUCGGUCAUGUAUUGAACCAGAAAGAGCACCUCAUGAAACAAGGAGACUGCCUAUCAUUCUCGGAUUCCGGACUUCCAAUUGAGGAUGAAAGUAGCGACGAUUCACAAAUCGGAGGCUGGCUACUUGAUGUUGGAGGCAUCGUCCUUUCUAUGGGAUGGGCACCAAUUAAAGGCCAAGUUGAUCAGCUCUUAGCCAUGUCAGUCAUCCCUCAUUCGGAUCAGGCUUUUUAUCGGGAUCUGAAUGAUGCACCUAAGCCAUCGGAGCUAAAAGAUGGUGCUAUUCAGAUUUGGAAAUUCGGAGUUGAAAAGGACAGGGAAGGAAUCAGUCGGCCGGCGCGAUCUUCGCCGAAAUUGAUACGUACGAUAUGCUUCUACUGGGGAAGAGUAAACCGGAUGCAAUGGUGCCCCGUUCCGCUCACCAUUACUCACGGCGUAGCUCUCUUGGCUGUGCUAUGUGGCGAUGGGAAGUUAAGGAUUAUAGAGAUUAAGCGGGAUCCAGAGAGAGAUGGCGUCGAGACUUUUGAAGAAAUGCAGGAACCACUGGCUACUAUUAAGCCUCCUAAGGAACAUAGUCUGGAAAUCAAUUGCUUUUCCUGGCUUAAUAUAAACCGUAUUGUUGUUGGCCUUUCCGACGGUUCUGUAACAGUAUGGUCGAUUUCGCCCUGUCAGCAAUUACAACGCCACCCCGUUCACUCGAGUCCUAUAAUGGACAUUGUAUCUGGAUACCCCUCCAAACCCUUCCUGAUCGCGACGAUGCCUAUGGGAGGUGUAUUUACUUUGACGGACUUGAACCGACCUACUGCAGAAAAAACCUACCACGGAAAUCCGUUAGUUUCCCUUCAACCAAACGUCCUGGCUUGGAGCGACCAGUUAAGGGGUUUUGCGUCCAUAUGGCCUACAUCAUUUCCGGGAACAUCAACCGUUUCUUUCGUACAUUCUCGGGUAUUCCCCCUUUCCCGCCACAUAUGUACUGUAGAGGGCCAAACGAGCUGUCUCGCGUUUGGAACGUGCCAUCCAUUCCUUCUUGUAGGAAGCUCAGAUGGGUCGGUCUGGGCCCUCAACGUUAUGCGCAAGGUAUUAUCGCACAGGGAGAAGACACAUAAACUCAAAAUCUUCCAACACGAAUACGCUGCACCUCCACCGCCCGAGACCACGAACGGCAACGGGGAUCAGAUUCAGCGGCGUGGUGGAUGUCGUAUUCUCCAUGGCUUUCUACCCCAGCUCAACUCACAUCCCUUAGGCACGAGAAUCGCGAAGGAGAGUCGAGUCAAGCGUGCCAGAGGAGAGAAGAAAGCAGCUAAUAAAAAGUCUAAGAAGCCUGAGGAUGAAGUAGUGUUUGAAGAUCCAGCAGAUGAGGAUGAGGAUUACUUUACUAUGGUCCCAGCCCCUAUCGUCGUCCACGAAUCCCAAACCCGCAUUACGGCUUUAUCCUGGAAUCCGAACGUGGAAUUUAGCUGGUGGGCCGCAGCAGCAAUGGGAUCUGGGCUAGUCAGAAUCAUGGAUCUUGGCAUCGAGAAUAUCCAGGCAGAAGCAGAAGAUCACGUCGAUGAGCCGGAACAAGCCGAACCAAACCUCGAAGGUGGUGGAAAUGGAGAUAUCGAAAUGGGAGAUGGCUCAGACGAUGAUGUCGAGUUAGUUGGAUAGGUACGACGAAGCAAUGCAUGAUAUAGGGAUCACAUUGCCUCAAUGCGCGAAGCACCUAUAUAAGGAAACAUGGACGAGGUUUAGAAGCAGCCAGUUGGGAGCAUACCUACCUGAAAUGUCUAUGACUAUUACUUCGCUGUGUCAAUUCAUCAACCUAGGUCUCUUCAGUAAGCAGUAGGUAAUGCAAGAUGAUACUAAUCUGUCUAGGAUUCUAGAUAGAUAGAUAUAUCAGAAUGAACAGAGUUGGCUGCGCAUUCUUAAUUUCGUCCG
This is a messenger RNA of Daldinia caldariorum, 2834 nucleotides long. Its product is annotated as WD40 repeat-like protein. NCBI's taxonomy places the organism in Eukaryota, Fungi, Ascomycota, Sordariomycetes, Xylariales, Hypoxylaceae. Gene Ontology annotation, cellular component: transcription factor TFIIIC complex. The record is from RefSeq and is a predicted model, not a curated record. Bases 258 to 2564 code for a protein of 768 amino acids. The transcript has 2 exons. Gene Ontology annotation, molecular function: protein binding. Gene Ontology annotation, biological process: transcription by RNA polymerase III.